AUGGAGCUCUAUAAUGAUCCUGCCAUGUCAUUAAUAAGAUCAGAAGUUACUGGGACAGUUGAAGCUGUCCAAACUUCCAAAAACAUCUUGUAUGGCAGAAAAGCUAUUGUAAUUGCUUCUGGUGCAUGGACUCGAUCCUUAUUGCAUAAUUUUCUAGAACCUACUUUGACAUUGGAUAUUCCUGUCAAGCCAAGAAAGGGUCAUCUGCUUGUGUUGGAGAAAUUUGACAAGGUUAAGCUAAAUCAUGGCCUAAUGGAGGUAGGAUAUGUAGACCACGAAGUUGCUAAGUCAAAUAGCAUACCCUUGGCUUCAGGAUCUGAUGAAGAUGAGCAUGGUGUGUCAUCUAUAUCGAUGACAGCAACGCUAGAUGCAAAGGGCAAUUUAGUUCUAGGAAGCAGCCGGGAGUUCAAAGGAUUUUCGAGGGAGGUUGAUAAGUCCAUCGUUAAGUGCAUAUGGGACCGUGCAGGGGAGUUCUUUCCUGCACUGAAGAAUGUUCCUCUUAAUAUUGAUCAGAACACACAAAUCAGAAUCGGGCACCGCCCCUAUAUGCCUGAUGGAAGGCCAGUUAUUGGCUUUGUUCCUGAUUUGCCUAAUGUUUUGAUUGCUACAGGACAUGAAGGAAGUGGUCUUACUUUGGCACUAGGCACUGCUGAAAUGGUCACGGAUAUGAUCAUUGAAAAUCCUGGAAAAGUUGACUACUCACCUUUCUCCAUCAGACAUAGAUUUUCAGGUUGA
This is a messenger RNA of Phragmites australis (common reed), 735 nucleotides long. RefSeq lists its product as uncharacterized. The transcript is spliced from 7 exons. Gene Ontology annotation, molecular function: oxidoreductase activity. Gene Ontology annotation, cellular component: cytoplasm. The coding region runs from base 1 to 735 and encodes 244 amino acids. NCBI's taxonomy places the organism in Eukaryota, Viridiplantae, Streptophyta, Magnoliopsida, Poales, Poaceae. The record is from RefSeq and is a predicted model, not a curated record.